UUGCUAAUUAUUUGAAUUAUAUAACUGCUUGGGGUGACCAACCAGAGCGACGUUACAAAGACCCGAGUACAAAAUUACGCGGAAAAAAAAUUGCUUCAGUUCUGGUUGACUUUAGAUAUACCACAACUAUACCUGACUGGCACGUCUCCGUUUUAUCGUUUAAAACAAACGUCAUUGUAUUUCAGAAUUUCUAAUAACGUGCCAAAACAAACAGUACGCGUGACUGAUAUUUCAAACUCCAGCAAUCAAUAUGGAGAAAAUCUUCUACGUGUCUAUUUUUACACUGGGAACUUUCAGCUUGGUGGGGGCAGGCUGCCCCACUGUAUGUAAGUGCCCAGCAUUGGCUGCCAUCUGCCCCCCGGGGGUGAGCUUGGUGCUGGACAAGUGCAGCUGUUGCAAGGUAUGCGCAGCACAGCUGAAUCAGGACUGCGGAGCAUCGCGGCCCUGCGAUCACCACAAGGGACUGGAGUGUAACAAUGGGAACGGCGCCACACACGAAAGCGGCAUCUGCAGGGCGAGGCAGGAGGGCCGGACCUGUGAAUUCAGAGGCAGCAUUUACCAGCAUGGUGAGAGCUUCCAGUCGGGCUGCAAGCACCACUGCACCUGUGUGGAUGGGGGGAUCGGAUGCAUGUCCCUCUGCCCAACCCUCAAGCCCCGUGCCACGCCCUCCUGUCCCUUCCCCCGCCUGGUGAAGGUGCCAGGGCAAUGCUGUCCUUCACUUAAGUGCCACAAGGGGGUGCUGUCUCUGCCUGCAGCUGGUCAGCCGCCGUCUUCAUACCCGUACAAAAAGGACAAAGCGCUUGACAAUGAGAUUUUGGAUCCUGGGAAAGACUGGGAGAAAAAGCGGAUCUACAAACACCUGGGAGAAUGGAAGCACUCUGCCAGUCAUUGUGUUGUCCAGGUAACAGACUGGUCCCAGUGCUCGCGAAGCUGUGGGCUGGGUGUGUCCUCCCGCGUCACCAAUGACAACACGCGGUGCAAGCCGGUGAAAGAGACACGACUGUGCAUCCUGCGGCCUUGUGGGACACGCCCCCCCCCGACCAAGAUGGUGAAGAAAUGCUCACGCACCCACCAACCAGCACAGCCCGUUCAUCUAUCUUACGGCGGCUGCCGCAGCGUGCAGCCAUACCUGCCCGGAUACUGCGGCGACUGCGCAGACGGCCGCUGCUGCUCCCCCCACCACACACUCACCCAGCCCGUGCUCUUCGCCUGCGCAGAUGGCAAGCGGCUGGAGUAUGACGUCACUUUCGUGCGCUCCUGCAAGUGCUCAGAGUCAUGUGACCACCCAAACAGGGCUGGUCCCGUGUCCCGGCGCCGGGUUCACGGAGACACCAAAAGGUUCACCAACUAGGUCCUCCCUACCGGGCUCAAGAAGAACACAUCUCAGUCCCAAUAUCUGUGAAGAGAAACUAUUGUGUGAUUUCCCUGUGAUACAGAGAAGUUUGGUCUGGUUCACUGUCAUUUGUCACACCGUGGAUUGAAAUUUCAGGAUCUGCAGGACACCGUUAGACACGAGUUAGUUUUCCUGUUAGGCCUCCCGCUCAUUCGGGAUUCUCGGCAUGGGCUGGUCCACGCUGCGGGUGAUCAGAUGGAAAAUUGAGUAGCUAUGGACUGUCUAUGAAAGCAGGCCUGAUCCACAGAGACCCAGAAUCAUCGGGACACUGUCCGGCUGUUCUCACAUUUCCGUGGCCUUGACAGAAGUUAGAAAAGCCCACAUGGCUUAUGUCUGGACUUAGUUGCAUGUUUGUCAUUUAAGAGAAAUGUUGGCAGCACAGAUUAAAUCCCCCAGCAUCUCAGUAAACUAACAGGCGUAAACCGAGAGACGGAGCAGUGCAUGUGCAGCCGAUUGCGCUCCCCCUUGUGAAUGCGAGUGUGGUCCGAUUACCCUCGGAUUAAGCGGCCCUUCGGUCGGAGAGGAAGGCACGUUGUUGACGAGGCUCCCCAUCCGCCAGGCCAGGAACCGGGACUGUUUGCACAGCCGGGCUUCAUUCCUGGCGCAAGCAGUGUGAAAUUUGCCAAGUGUGGCACGGCUUCCUGUGGGCUUCCUGUGUCCAAGCGUCCGGUGGCCGGGUGGGUCAGGAGGGCCGUGCGUGACCCAAAGAACGCCCAGGGUUGUUAUGAAAGCAGAUCUGAAGAGCCAGCCUCCAGCCCACCCAGCCCACUCGCCUGCCCAGGCCGAGCCUUUCAGUGUUCAACUCAAAAUACAAGGCAGCAAAGCACUGCAUUUCAGUAUGUUUUUCCUUUGAGAAACCCAUCGUCUAACGGUAUAAUUUUACUAUUUCUCAUUAAUUUUGUUAUAAAAGGAUCUGGGAUUUUCUUUUCUUUGUUUUUUUAGAUGCGAGUACUUUUACGGCAGCAUACAGAAUAAGCUUUCAAAAAGAUAUCCAAGUUGUUCAUAUAUUUGUCCAGUCAGUAUAUUACUGUCAACUCUUUCAAUUUUUAUUCUUUUUGUUAGGUUUCAAAAUUUAAGGAAUUUGGAGGUUAAUGUCUUAUGUUUUGCAUACUACUGUUGUAUCUGUCAGCAUCUUCAAACUACAGUACUUGCAUUUGCACCAACAAUAA
Molecule: messenger RNA, 2562 nt
Organism: Paramormyrops kingsleyae
Lineage: Eukaryota; Metazoa; Chordata; Actinopteri; Osteoglossiformes; Mormyridae
Product: CCN family member 1
Biological process (GO): positive regulation of cell migration; cell adhesion; signal transduction
Cellular component (GO): extracellular region
Molecular function (GO): integrin binding; heparin binding
Source: RefSeq, a predicted model, not a curated record